Molecule: messenger RNA, 692 nt
Organism: Gossypium arboreum
Lineage: Eukaryota; Viridiplantae; Streptophyta; Magnoliopsida; Malvales; Malvaceae
Exons: 1
Coding region: 146-487 (113 amino acids)
Source: RefSeq, a predicted model, not a curated record
CCUUUUUUCAAUCAAUACCCUUUUUUAUAUUAAUUGAAAGCCCGAGCCCGACAUUCCCGAGACGACUCAUUUAACUCGUUAGAAAGAUCCUCUCCACUAGGAACUAGUUAUAGUCUUCUCCCUUCCACCAGAUUCUUUUUGGAUCAUGGCGAUAUCGGAUGUGGUCGUUGGGAAUUUGCUGAUCAUAUACGUUGCGGUUAUAGCGGGGAUAAAGGCGUACGGUUUAGUGUGUGGGAGGAGCUUCGGUGGUUGGUUUGUGUUGAUGGCGUCGACUACGGUGGUGGGUCUGAUCUUGGUCGGGGCUUUGACGUGGGACGUCAGUCGUAAAGCAACGCAAGCAAUUUCCGGUGAUGAUCAAGAUGCUGGUUCCGUUCAAGUUCACGAUAUGUGUAAAGGUGGUAUUUGCUGGCACGGCGUGGCUGUCCGGUUCCCUGCUUCUCAACUCCGGUUCAGCCUCCCUCAACAAAUUCCAUACGGUUCUAUGUAAAAAGAAGAAGAAAACUUUGGGAAUUUCAGGUUUAAAGCUGUAAGAUAUAAGAUUAGCUUUGGGUUUGGGUUUGGCCAAAAACAAAACCCCAUGAGGUCUUUUCCUUUUCUCCUUAAUUUUGAUUGAGAGGAAUAAAAGAGCGUGUAUAAGGUUAUAUAUAUAAUUGAAAAUGAAGAUGAAGAUGCUUUAAUUUGUGAAUAAAUAA